Stylonychia lemnae is the source of this 249-nucleotide messenger RNA. The record is from the annotation of a GenBank genome assembly. Lineage: Eukaryota; Ciliophora; Spirotrichea; Sporadotrichida; Oxytrichidae.
AUGGGAACAGAUAAAGAUAAAAAAGGCAACUUUAUAAAUGUAAUGCUCUCAGAUCAUGAUGGUCCAUAAUAGAAAAUCGGAUUGCCUGCUUAGUAUUCUCAAUUCCAAUAAAUCUUUAACAAAAUGACAGCAUUCAAGGCUAAUUUAAGACCAACUAUCGAUGAAUUGAAAGGAGAAUUUCUUAAACUGGUUCAAGAUAAACAAUAAUACUACAAAAACUCAAAUGCAGCUAUUCAAAAAGAACGCUGA